AAGGUACUCUAGCUCCGUGUUACACAGUAAAAUCUGACGGAAUACAGAAGGCUUUCUUUUUGCUUUUGGGGGGCUAAUGCUCAUCACCGAUCGCCACAGUCCCUGUUUCGGAGGAUGUAUCAGGUACCGAGUUCAAGCUAUGAACGACCAAGACGUUUCAAUUUCUUUAGACUCGGAACGGGAGGUGAGGCUGAGAAUAGUAUACCCAUUCUGAGAAUCUGAAGUGAACCGGUCGUCUCCUUCGGCAGGAUGUUACGGAUACAGAAUACAUCAAGCACUGUUAAUCAUCGGCCCCGUAACUGCACAUCAUAUCAUACUCACAGCAAGAUCAGAUCCAUUGCAUAAGACUAUGGAUUCCACCAAUGUUACCUGGGAGAUUGUCGCUGUCCGACGACAAAGCGACUUGAGAAAUAACACUGCAGAUUCUCACUGGAGCGUGUGGCAUUGUGGGUUCAUUACCAUCAUGGCUGGUGGCACGUCAAUGUCAUCGAUCGUAAGCAGGAAUGACGCUUGGGGAUGUAUCUGUACCAUCACUAUAUGCUGUACAUACUCCGAUAUGAUGAUUCAUGCAGUAGAUCUGAUUCUUGUGCAUAUGAGAAUCAUCAAAAUGAAUAAAUGCAUGUAGUGUGUUGUCUCUCCAGCACAUUGACUGUACAGGUCAUAUCAGUCACUUGACCGGUGUUGUCCACUCAAUUCCCGCCUCCCCGAAGUUGGGGGCUUGAAUUGAUUUCCAACAACCGCGGUGAAGACUUCAAAAUUAAAUGAGGUUAGGGGGAGAGUUGCGUUUUUUCUUUGUUUCUGGAUUCUCUCUCUCUC
Molecule: messenger RNA, 816 nt
Organism: Aspergillus ochraceoroseus IBT 24754
Lineage: Eukaryota; Fungi; Ascomycota; Eurotiomycetes; Eurotiales; Aspergillaceae
Exons: 1
Coding region: 350-625 (91 amino acids)
Source: RefSeq, a predicted model, not a curated record